This is a messenger RNA of Gopherus evgoodei (Goodes thornscrub tortoise), 2725 nucleotides long. Its product is annotated as zinc finger protein 154-like. Gene Ontology annotation, biological process: regulation of transcription by RNA polymerase II. NCBI's taxonomy places the organism in Eukaryota, Metazoa, Chordata, Testudines, Testudinidae. Bases 295 to 1158 code for a protein of 287 amino acids. The record is from RefSeq and is a predicted model, not a curated record. Gene Ontology annotation, molecular function: DNA-binding transcription factor activity, RNA polymerase II-specific; RNA polymerase II cis-regulatory region sequence-specific DNA binding. The transcript is spliced from 2 exons.
GUGCUCCCGAGAGCUGCCUGCACAGGGAGUGACCUGUGUUUGGAUUCUCUCUGUCUCCCAUCAGGUGAUGUGACGGUGAGUGAGAAUGAGGAGCAGAAACCCCAGCAGGAAGAUGCUGAGGAAGGAGAACCACAUGGAACGUUAUCAGGAAGACCCAAAGGGAAUGUUUCUGGGAUUUGUGCACUCCAAGAAAAAGCCAAUUCUUGUGAUGCUCAAGAGAGGCCAAAGGAAAACUUCAGUAGCCACUCAGACCUUAUAACAUGCGACAGAAUCAACUUGCAAGAGACACGCUACAUGUGCCAUGAGUGCGGGGAAAGCUUCAAUCGGAGCUCUGCCCUUAUCACACAUCAUAGAAUCCACACAGGGGAAAUGCCCCACAUGUGCGCUGAGUGCGGGAAAAGGUUCAAUAGGCGCUCAAAGUUUAUCAGACAUCAGAAAAUCCACACAGGAGAGACGCCCCACACAUGCUCUGAGUGCGGGAAAAGCUUCAGUGACCGGCCACACCUUAUCAGACAUCGUAGAAUCCACACAGGGGAGACGCCCCACACAUGCUCCGAAUGUGGGAAAAGCUUUGAUCGGCGCUCAAACCUUAUCAGACAUUGUAGAAUCCAUACAGGUGAGACCCCCCACACGUGCUCUGAGUGUGGGAAAAGCUUCAAUAGAAGCUCAAACCUUAUCACACACCAGAGAAUCCACACAGGGGAGAAGCCCUACACAUGUGCUGAGUGUGGGAGAAGCUUCAAUCGGCACUCACACCUCAUUACACAUCGUAGAAUCCACACGGGAGAGACGCGCUACAUAUGCUCUGAGUGUGGGAAAAGCUUCAGUGACAUCUCUGCCCUUAUCACACAUCAGAGAAUCCACAACGGAGAUAUGCCCUACACCUGCUCUGAGUGUGGGAAAAGCUUCCGUUGGAGCUCAUACCUGAUCAGACAUCAGAGAAUCCACACAGGGGAGAAGCCCUACACAUGCUCAGAGUGCGGGAAAAGCUUCAGUCAGCGCUCUACCCUUAACGCACAUCAAAGAAUCCACACAAGAGUGACGCACUAUCCAUGCCCUGAGUGCGGGAAAAGCUUCAGUCGAAGCUCAGACCUUAUCAGACAUCAGAAAAUCCACACGAGAGAAACUCCUUACACAUCAGGCCUGCACAACUCAUAAAGUAGCGAGGACUAUAUUGCUCCAAAGAAAACAGCUGAGGGCUGAAGCCACCUGGCCCCGCGGAAACACCACACCCAGUGCCGCCCGGCCCUGUGGAAACACUCCCCCCAGCAUUGCCUAGCCCCACGGAAACAAACCCUCCUUCCCUAGCACCAGCCCACUGAAACAACUGUGGGCCGAAAAGGAAGGCUGCGGGGCUGUGAUACUUUAUUAAGAAAUUUUCAAUUAAGGCAAACAAUUUUUUUAAUUAUUUUUUUUUUUAUGAAUUGUAUAAAAAUGAAAAACACGUGUUUCCUUGAAAGAAAACAUUUGUACUUUUCAUAAUUACCUUACAAAUUUAAUGAGAGAUAGUACAUCUCUUUUGGGCAACAAGCUUGUCACAUUCGGGGGUCAUAUUUGAAGUGGAUAUUUUCAUAAUGUUUUCCAAAUGGUCAUCAGUCAGAGAAGAACGUAGCUUGUUUUUAUUCGUGUUCAUGAUGGAAAAUGUUCACAUAUGUAAGUGCUUCCAAAAAUGCUGAACGUUUUCAGUGCAACUUCAAUAAGAUUCUUGUAUUUUUCAUUGUCCAGACUUUUGUAGAAAUCCCGCAGGCUGCUUUCUCUGUGCUUAUUUCGGUAAACUGCCGAACAUGGAAAUUCAGUAAUCUCCAACUGCAAAUCUAGUGGCACUUCUCUGGAUCCACAAAAAAGGGAUCUUCAAUCAGCUUCAACUGGAUGUCUUCUUCUUUAGACAAAGUAAGUCUUCUGUCAAAUUCUUCAAUCAAAAGAUUAAUGUGCUUUGCGUAUUUUUCUCCUAAUUUGGCAGGUUUGUGCUGAGGGAUACACUGUGCACAAGUGACACACUUCACCUUUUGACAGCUGACUUCUGAAAAGUUUCAAUUUCAUUUUGAAAGCUUUCACUGCAGCACACGUUUGAAAUAGAAGUUGAUUUUUUCUCUGAAGAUGAAUGUUGAGAUCAUUCAGGUGUGCUGUAAUAUCACAAAAGAAAAAGAAAUCUUGAUUCCAGGACUCAUUUUCAAGCUCUGGGAAUUUUACUGGCCCAUUUUCUAGGAAUUUUGCUACCUCCUCUUUCAAAGCAAUGAAACGGUGGAGCACUUUUCCUCGACUGAACCACCUCAGUUCCUUAUGGUAGAUCAAGUCGCUGCACUCGGCAUCGACCCCUUCAAGAAAGGCUCUAAGUGUCCUAUGUUUUUAGUCCUCUAGAACGGAUGUAGUUUAACAUGGAAACUACCACUGACAUUACAUCCUCAGAUUUUAAGACUUUGCUACACAAAACCUGCUGAUGUAAAUGCAAUGAUGUUUAGUUAUUUGUCUCCCAAUAAAUUCUUCAAGAAUAGCAACAGCACCAACAUUUUUUCCACACAUAGCUGGAGCACCGUCAGUACAAAUGGCCACCAAGCUUGUGAAAUCUAAUCCCGACUUAUCAUUCAUGGACUUUAUCACUUCACUGGAGAUUUCUUUUCCGGUUGUGCGACCUGUCAUGGAGCGCAUGCCAGCAAGUUCUUCAGUAAUUGCAAAGUUAUGAUCAAUACCUCUAAUAAAAAUAAGAAGUUGGGCAGUGUCUUUUAAA